UGUAGUAAGCUGAGACGCAACUCUACGUCCAAUACGACAUGAAAUUGUACAAUAUAAUUUAGUUUUAGCCGUUUUUUCUCAGCAAAUAUGCGAAGACGUUCCAAGCAAGUUGCAGAGGCUCAUCCGUUGGAUGGUGUGCGCUCAAUGUGGGAAUUUCUUUUUAUUUCUCAAUUCCUCCGGUUCUUCCAAGAAAAGCUAGGCUUUGUGCACUUGGAUAUAGGGGAACUUGAGAAUGCUUUCCUGGAAGCCGAAAAUUAUCCAGUAUUUAGCAUAUUUGCACGUCUACUAAGGGUUCUUCUUGGACGAUGCGAUGUGAGAAUUUCCAACUGGGAAGAGACGUUAAAGGUUGAACUAGAGGAACGAGGGGCAGAACCGAAUCCUUUGGAAGAUGGAAAUUAUUCAGAAUUGGCUCCUGGAGAUAGGGUCUUUCUUCUUAAAUGCAUAAUCGAUUAUAUCUGCGAUAGUGAUGAAGAGAAAUUCAGCGAGAUGAAAGAAUUUAAAGACGAUUUCACCAAUCCUGAAGAGAGAAAACCAAUUGGACAAGAUACACAGGGAUACACGUACUGGUAUUUUGAUGAUUUGAGACUUUACCGAGAAAAAUCAACAAGGAAAGGCUGGGCUACUGUUUGUACGACGACCGAGGACUGGGAAAACGUAAUCAAGUCAUUGCAAAAGAACAAAGAGAACGAGAAGAAACUACGCGAAUAUCUGCAAGAUGAACUUUAUCCGUCUGUUGAACCUCUUUUAAAGGAAWAUGAAAAAGAAGAGGAUUUAAAAUCAAGGAAGAAGAAGACAAAGUCAAACAAGUCUAAAAAAGCCGAGAAGCAACGAAACAUGGAAAACGAACAUCGGAAGAAAGGACGGCGGAAGCGGGAAAUCGAACAGGAAACCUCGAGUCCUGAGUCGAGUGACGACAUCGAGAGAGACUAUAAAGGGGAAAAUGAAGAUUUGGAAAAUCGAAUCUCUGAUGAAUUGGAUCAGCAGGAAAGUCUUUUGUCCGCUGAGGAUCUGCAAGGUGACAUGAUGCCGAGAACAAGACGUAAAUGUGUUAUCAUGCGUGAACAGGCUAAGAAGAAAAAAGAAUGGUGGGAAGAGGAAGGGAUUGGGUCUGAUCUAGAAGACGACGAAGACAUAGAUUCUGACAGUUCCGACGGUCCAAGACGACGAAAAAAGAAGCCCAAACUCAUGAGACCAGCAGACCCCCCCGGACCCAUGAAUAGAACGUACGUAUUCUCUACUGUCCUAGCUAACCGUGCAGCCGAGGCCGUACAGCAAGGAAGAGUCGAGAGCAUCGUUUCUUUUCACCGUGCACAGCAAACUACCUCUCCUUAUUUACGAUUAGAGAAAGGACGGACAUUCGAUAAAAACUACGAUCAACAAAAAGCGUAUUUUUCACAAGGAUAUCAGCAGCCCGGCAUGGGGGCAAUGAUGUCUCGGGGAUAUGGAAGAAUACCCGGUAUGCUCCCCGAUGGUAAUACGGGAUCCGGUGGUCGUGGUGGGUAUAAUCCUGGUCAAUGGCAGCAAUUUCAAAUGCAGCCGCCUUACAUGAAGGAGCGUCAGCAGCGUCAGCCCGUCGAUGACUUGAGUCAAAUAUUAUUUGGAGGUGCCGUGAAUGGAAAUGGUCAAAACCAASCAGCCCCGGGAUCGUUCACCCAAAGGCCCGGUAUGUCGGGACAGCAAUAUGGGUAUCCUCAACGAAUGGGRUCCCAACAACAACCAUAUCAAGACAGUCGUGUCCAGGAAGGAUACCGUCAACCAUUCCAGCAAGGCUAUAACCAACAACAGCAAUACUUCCAAAGACCGAGGAACCUUCCUCAGCUUCAUUCUCCAGGAGGUCAAUCUCCCUCGUCUGAUCCACUGGGUGCUAACGUUCGUUCCCCGCCACCGCCCUACCCAGGGGCACGAUCGGGGGAAAGCAGACCACCACACCACAUGGGAAAUAGUCCGGCAGCWGUACCCUCCCCUACGAGUACWGGAUCUCCACAAACACCACUGACGCCUCACACUCCAAGAUUCCCUGGCGCUGCUCCUUCGCCUGGAGAACCUUCAAAACCRCCCUUCUCGCCAACCAAUCCUCAACAGUCGAACUAUUCGGCCGGUACUUUUCCUGGAGCRCAACGACCCGGUAGCGAAAGUAGUGGAUCGGAUACCGGAGGGGAAGGACGGGGUUUUGUAGACUUAGGCAGUAAAGGAUAUCAGAAUGCAACGUCUUCUCAACCACAGAGUUACCCUGGAAUGGGAGAAAACAAUCAAGAUAGUUCCCUUCAGUCGCCGACAGAACCUCGCACGAUGGGCACGAACAAAAGCCCUUUUCUAGCUGCGACCCAAGGAAUGAGUUCAAUCCCUGCUUCCAUGCCUAAAUCGUUUUCUGUAGAGAGUCUAACUGCUCCCAGUGUACCUUCGGACCACGCCGGACAUCCCCUAGCCCCCGAACAACAGAUGGGACCGUACAGCGGUAUCUACUACCAGACCAAAUACCAACCACCUGCAAUGUAUGGCGGUCAGCGGUAUCAGUACCCCUCGACGAUACAACACACUGGAUCGUUAUACAAUCCACAGCUUUCAUCCAAUAUGUAUUUUGAUCGAGGCUCAAUGCCAGUUUACCCCCCCGGAAGAGAACCAGGUUUAUAGGCAAGCAUUAAGGGGUCAGGGGGAGUGAAUCUCACGGUCGUCUAUAUAUAUUCUGGCCACCGUAGUUAGGCUGCGACGAAGGUUUUUUUCUGGGAAGUCGUGGCUUAUUUUUUGAAGUGUAUUCAUCGUACAGGAUUUUGGAAGUGGUCAUCUCCUUUGGAGGUUUAUUUAUCACUCAUUCGUAGUCUACAAUGGCGUUUUAGUUUUAUCAAUAUGCCUGCGUCUGUACUUUUUAUUUCAAAGGACAUUAUACGAAUACUGAACGGUAACUGGAGAAGUCCAGAGCUGUGUUUUAUAUCGUUGGUUGCCAACUACACUUGGACCGUUUUUUUUUAUUACAGCACUAGUGUAUCCGCUGUCCAUUUGUAAAGAAGGCUCGGAUAUAUCCGCUGUUCACUUGUACUGCAGACUUUUGUAUGUCUACUUCCAGUUGUAAUUCAGACUCUGGUGUAUCCGCUGCCUGAUGGUUAAUGCAGACUCAAUUAAGUGGGUUAUGUUAAAACCCUUGUUCACAUUCAUUCACAUCAAUUCUCGUCGUUAAGUUUAAGACAAGAUUUUAAUUUCAGACUAAAAUUUCUUAGUGAUUUGGUUGCUUGUCGCUAUUCAUUUUAUGAAGUCUAGUGCCAAGCUUUGUACUUUUAUAUGAUGUAAAAUUGCAAUCGCUUUUUAUUAGUACAUAUGGUAGAUUCUAUUCUUUUUGUUAUUCCAUAAAAUGCCCAAAUAAGGGCAGUUCUAAUUUACGUAUUAAUGCCCAUGACGUCAUUACAGUCAAUGUCUUAAAGCUGAUACCACGGUAUUUGGUGUCAGCGUUCAACUCACAUUGAAACGAUUUGGUAAUUUGACGAAACAAGUAAAAACUAUUUCAAAUGUAAGAGCAAGUACUAGGAAAAAGAUUUUUGUAACCAAUUUAUACUUAAAGAGUUUUAUACCAAGCUCACUUAUAAAGUGAAUGGGCAACACCUUCUAUCAAAUUUUGGACUUCCUGUGUAAUUCUCCUUAGUCUAGUCGCCAGCUUUUGGCUCCGAGAAUACACAGGGAGCCCAAACMCUGAGUUGARAGCUCUAUUCUCGCUUUAUAAUGAGCUAUGGUAUUAUAAGUUUUAACGAAUGUCUAUGAAGGGGGAUCGGUGAAUUCAUUGGUCCAAUAAAUGUCCAAUCUAAUGUUAUGUGUAUCUUGAAUAUAAAAGGUUGUUUUAAUUAAACUAACCAGAAGAAAUCUUGUA
Exaiptasia diaphana is the source of this 3853-nucleotide messenger RNA. RefSeq lists its product as uncharacterized. Gene Ontology annotation, biological process: regulation of DNA-templated transcription. Gene Ontology annotation, cellular component: RSF complex. NCBI's taxonomy places the organism in Eukaryota, Metazoa, Cnidaria, Anthozoa, Actiniaria, Aiptasiidae. The record is from RefSeq and is a predicted model, not a curated record.